CACUAAGGAGCGAAGCAAAGCGAAUAAAGCGCACGAGAAUGAGGAAGGUCGCGGAUAAACGGCGGCGAGUGGUGAUCAGUCAGCUCGAAGGGAUCCUCACCCUUGAAACGCCUCAAAGAGGAAACGAAUGACCUCGUCGGGGACAUAAGCUCGACAGAACGAGCCAGAACACGGAUAAUGACCAAGAAAACGUCCACGGUAACCAUAGCAAGCUGUAUUGAAGUGGCGGCUACUAUAUAAGUAACACUGUAACGGAUCUUGUAUUCAGUUAGACACGCGCGAGAGAAAUAACUAGAUCUUGUGGAUUCAGUAUUGUAUUCGUAAGAAUUUUAGGUAAAUAUGAACGUAAUAAUCUUGCUUAUGGCCAUGAUAGGAUUAUGCGUGGCCGCUCCACAAUACUACAUUCCCUCAGAAUUCGUGUAUCAACAUCCGGCAAAUGUAUUGAAUUCAGCAAUCGAAGACACCUUGCCAAACGAAUUACGAAAUAACUUUUACAAAAACCCACGAAUCGCUGCCCGUCUCGCGAUGGAAUCAUGGUUUUUCAAUAAAGAGAUGCAGGUAAUCGAUCGUGAAACGGAUAAAAUUCCACGAGAGAAAGUAUAUAAUGUUCUCCACAAUGCAGGAUUUGUGCGAAAAUAAAAUUAGAAUAAUAAAAAAUUUGUAAUAACUUGUUGAAUUUUUUGAACGUCUAUAAUGUUCCUCUUGUAAAGCCAUCCAUCUAACUUGGAACCCGCGCGCAAGAAUUUG
Messenger RNA from Bombus impatiens (common eastern bumble bee), 747 nucleotides. RefSeq lists its product as uncharacterized. Lineage: Eukaryota; Metazoa; Arthropoda; Insecta; Hymenoptera; Apidae. The transcript has 3 exons. The coding region runs from base 340 to 639 and encodes 99 amino acids. The record is from RefSeq and is a predicted model, not a curated record.